Propithecus coquereli (Coquerel's sifaka) is the source of this 6672-nucleotide messenger RNA. It is a transcript of the gene KCNQ5, whose product is annotated as potassium channel, voltage gated KQT-like subfamily Q, member 5. The record is from RefSeq and is a predicted model, not a curated record. Gene Ontology annotation, biological process: potassium ion transport; transmembrane transport. The transcript has 15 exons. The coding region runs from base 351 to 3200 and encodes 949 amino acids. Gene Ontology annotation, molecular function: voltage-gated potassium channel activity. Gene Ontology annotation, cellular component: membrane. NCBI's taxonomy places the organism in Eukaryota, Metazoa, Chordata, Mammalia, Primates, Indriidae.
CUCCAGCCCUGAGGGCACUUUGGGAAGGAGGGCGUGGUAGCCGCGGGAAUUAGAGGGGGCAAGAGAAACCCUCUCUAAGUGACGCUCCAAACAGGUCCGGAUUUAGAAUUCGAAGCUAAAGGCUGCUAGAAAUUGGGACUCCUCGGCCUCCUCUGCACACCCCCCUUUUCCCCGCCCCGAAGCCCAGGCGGUUUGCUGGCUGCCUGCUUCCCCGCCCCCGGCUCGGAGGUCGCUGGCCGGCGGGCGACCCGUCGGCUGCCGGCUUCCUCCCUGAAACCCGCCGGCGCGCAUGAGGCCGCUGCCCCCGCCGCAGGCACUGGCGCCCCCCUCGCGGUGCCCGUGGUGAUGCCAUGCCCCGCCACCACGCGGGAGGAGAGGAGGGCGGCGCCGCCGGGCUGUGGGUGAAGAGCGGCGCGGCGGCCGCGGCGGGCGGGGGGCGCCUGGGCAGCGGCAUGAAGGAUGUGGAGUCGGGCCGGGGCAGGGUGCUGCUGAACUCAGCAGCCGCCAGGGGCGACGGCCUGCUACUGCUGGGCACCCGCGCGGCUGCGCUCGGCGGCGGCGGCGGCCUGAGGGAGAGCCGCCGGGGCAAGCAGGGGGCCCGGAUGAGCCUGCUGGGGAAGCCGCUCUCCUACACGAGUAGCCAGAGCUGCCGGCGCAACGUCAAGUACCGGCGGGUGCAGAACUAUCUGUACAACGUGCUGGAGAGACCCCGCGGCUGGGCGUUCAUCUACCACGCGUUCGUUUUUCUCCUUGUCUUUGGUUGCUUGAUUUUGUCAGUGUUUUCUACUAUCCCUGAGCACACAAAACUGGCCUCAAGUUGCCUCUUGAUUCUGGAGUUCGUGAUGAUUGUCGUCUUUGGUUUGGAGUUCAUCAUUCGAAUCUGGUCUGCGGGUUGCUGUUGUCGGUACAGAGGAUGGCAAGGAAGAUUGAGGUUUGCCCGAAAGCCCUUCUGUGUUAUAGAUACCAUUGUUCUUAUUGCUUCAAUAGCAGUUGUUUCUGCAAAAACUCAGGGUAAUAUUUUUGCCACGUCUGCACUCAGAAGUCUCCGUUUCCUACAGAUCCUCCGUAUGGUGCGCAUGGACCGAAGGGGAGGCACUUGGAAAUUACUGGGUUCAGUGGUUUAUGCUCACAGCAAGGAAUUAAUCACCGCUUGGUACAUAGGAUUUUUGGUUCUUAUUUUUUCAUCUUUCCUUGUCUACCUGGUGGAAAAGGAUGCCAAUAAAGAGUUUUCUACAUAUGCAGAUGCUCUCUGGUGGGGCACGAUUACAUUGACAACUAUUGGCUAUGGAGACAAAACUCCUUUGACUUGGCUGGGAAGAUUGCUUUCUGCGGGCUUUGCACUCCUUGGCAUUUCGUUCUUUGCACUUCCUGCUGGCAUUCUUGGCUCAGGCUUUGCAUUAAAAGUACAAGAACAGCAUCGCCAGAAACACUUUGAGAAAAGAAGAAACCCAGCCGCCAACCUCAUUCAGUGUGUUUGGCGUAGUUAUGCAGCUGAUGAGAAAUCUGUUUCCAUUGCAACCUGGAAGCCACACUUGAAGGCCUUGCACACCUGCAGCCCUACCAAGAAAGAGCAAGGGGAAGCAUCAAGCAGUAAGUUCUGUAGUAAUAAGCAGAAGCUCUUCAGAAUGUACACCUCACGGAAGCAGAGUCAGAAGCUAAGUUUUAAGGAGCGAGUGCGCAUGGCUAGCCCGAGGGGCCAGAGUAUUAAGAGCCGACAAGCCUCAGUAGGUGACAGGAGGUCCCCGAGCACCGACAUCACAGCCGAGGGCAGCCCCACCAAAGUGCAGAAGAGCUGGAGCUUCAACGACCGAACCCGCUUCCGGCCUUCACUGCGCCUCAAAAGUUCUCAGCCAAAACCAGUGAUAGACGCUGACACAGCACUUGGCACUGACGACGUAUAUGAUGAAAAAGGAUGCCAGUGUGAUGUAUCAGUGGAAGACCUCACUCCACCACUUAAAACUGUCAUUCGAGCUAUCAGAAUUAUGAAAUUUCAUGUUGCAAAACGGAAGUUUAAGGAAACAUUACGCCCAUACGAUGUAAAAGAUGUCAUCGAACAAUAUUCGGCUGGUCAUCUGGACAUGUUGUGUAGAAUUAAAAGCCUUCAAACACGUGUUGAUCAAAUUCUUGGAAAAGGGCAAAUCACAUCAGAUAAGAAGAGCCGAGAGAAAAUAAUGGCAGAACAUGAGACCACAGAUGACCUCAGUAUGCUCGGCCGGGUGGUCAAGGUUGAAAAACAGGUACAGUCCAUUGAGUCCAAGCUGGACUGCCUACUCGACAUCUAUCAGCAGGUCCUCCGGAAAGGCUCUGCCUCCGCCCUCGCUUUGGCUUCAUUCCAGAUCCCACCUUUUGAAUGUGAACAGACAUCUGACUAUCAAAGUCCUGUGGAUAGCAAAGACCUGUCCAGUUCUGCACAAAACAGUGGCUGCUUAUCCAGAUCAGCUAGUGCCAACAUCUCGAGAGGCCUGCAGUUCAUUCUGACGCCAAAUGAGUUCAGUGCUCAGACUUUCUAUGCGCUUAGCCCUACUAUGCAUAGUCAAGCAACACAGGUGCCAAUGAGUCAAAGCGAUGGCUCUGCAGUGGUGGCCACCAACAACAUUGCAAACCAAAUAAACACGGCACCCAAGCCAGCAGCCCCAACAACUUUACAGAUCCCACCUCCUCUCCCAGCCAUCAAGCAUCUGCCUAGGCCAGAGACCCUGCACCCAAACCCCGCAGGCUUACAGGAAAGCAUUUCUGACGUCACCACCUGCCUUGUUGCCUCCAAGGAAAAUAUUCAGGUUGCACAGUCAAAUCUGACCAAGGACCGUUCUCUGAGGAAAAGCUUUGACAUGGGAGGAGAAACUCUGUUGUCUGUCCACCCCAUGGUGCCGAAGGACUUGGGCAAAUCUUUGUCUGUACAAAACCUGAUCAGGUCGACUGAGGAACUGAAUAUACAGCUUUCAGGGAGUGAGUCCAGUGGCUCCAGAGGCAGCCAAGAUUUUUACCCCAAAUGGAGGGAAUCCAAAUUGUUCAUAACUGAUGAAGAGGUGGGUCCCGAAGAGACAGAGACAGACACUUUUGAUGCCGCACCACAGCCUGCCAGGGAAGCUGCUUUUGCGUCAGACUCUCUAAGGACUGGAAGAUCACCAUCAUCUCAGAGUAUUUGUAAGGCAGGAGAAAGUACAGAUGCCCUCAGCUUGCCUCAUGUCAAACUGAAAUAAGUUCAUUGUUUUCUUUCCAGGCAUAGCAGUUCCUUUAGCCAUACAUAUCAUUGCAUGAACUAUUUUGAAAGCCCUUCUAAAAAGUUGAAAUUGCAAGAAUCAGGAGGAAUAUGAAAGGCAGUUUAUAAGCCUGUAAUCUUUUAAUUGCAUGAAAAUGCAUGUUUAGGGAUGGCUGAAAUUCCAAGGUGCAUCAACAUUAACCCAUUCACUUAGUAAUGUACCUUGACUUAAAAAGCCUGAGAAACCAAACACAGCUAACGCUAUGGGGUGUAUGAAUAUGUCAAGAUUAGAUCAUUUAGGAGAUUUGACGCUGUAAUUUCAAAAUCUUGGGAGUAAACACCUUCAAAUUUCAGGCAUUUCUGCUUUGUGACUAAACACGAAAUAUAUUUUCAAAAUUAGGCCAUAAUGUAUAUUUAAACACAAAGGCUAUCAACAGCUGCUAACAAGGUAUCAAGUAAAGCAGAUUUUGGGAAUAAUAGAAAUGGCUGCUUAUUUUAAGAUAUAUUUGCCAACCCAUUCUUAUUCAGUCAUUUUAUUAUUAAUGUAAUUUGAAUGUCAAUUUGUGUGCUUUUGGUGAUUUAGCGCUGUGGCAAGCAAUUUUGCACAUCAUUUUCAUGUUGUUCUUUAUGACAAGAAUGUUCUUCAAUUAGAAAAUGUGCAAAUAAUGAAAUUCAGGGCCAGUGGGGCAAAUAGACUAUUUGACAUAUUUGACUUUAUGGAAACAUAUUCCCUGAUGGCAGAAUCAACUGCAUAAGUGGUCAACUUCUGCACAAGCAUGUGAAAUACUGAUUGGUAGGACAGCCACCAUGAUUGGGCUGGUCUCUCUGCAAUGACACCAACCCCAGGCUUGCCAUUACUGCCCACAUGAAAGGCAAGUGUGAGAAGCUAUUCUCAUUUAGCUGACGUAUUGGUAGGACCCUGGGGAAUGGGACAUUUGAGUGGGACUGAGAUAGGAAAGGCUUGAAAAGAAUCCAGAAACACCACCAGGAAGUAGGCAAAGUUAAAGAAAAUGACUUCCCCCUCAAGGAGCAAUGAGAGGGAAAGAAACAAACCAAAAUAAAAGAAAUAGAUUUUUUAGAAAAUGAGUAUUGCUAGGGAAUUCAACUACCUAAACAUCCCUUAUUCUUAUAUAUAAACAGAGAAUUUUGCAAGGUAUUUAUUUUUUAAUAUGCCCUGAAUGUCUUUUGCUAUUAUGUGUACAUUUUGCAUAUGAAAGGCUAAAAGUAAAGUUCCUUUCCUUUUUAUACUAUGGUGAACAUUUUCUAUUGUCCCCAAGAAUGUUGUUCCAGAUCUGAAAUAACUGGUUCAGUUUCCUGAUAUAUACAUUUACAAUCUGAAGCCAGAUAACACUGGCAGGGUCUGCAAAUCAAAACACUUAACAGUAUAACAUGGCAGCAGAAAGACAAAGGGAAACAAAAUGAAAAAUGUAUUUAUCAAGAAAGCAAGCAUUGCUGACUGCUUGUUAGAAACCAGUUUAGCUAUCUCAGACCAUCAGAACUCCAGCCUAAGUAACAGCAUUCAAAAGGCAAGGAGACAAGAGAUAGCACUUCAAUUCAGUUAAACCCUAGCCACAGAAGGACUCAAGAAAGGAAGAGUUUUUUUCUUGGCAGACAUUAGUGCUACCUCCAGAAAUACUUCUCCAGCAGCUAGGCAGAAUGAACAGGGAUAUCGAGUGGCUGUUCGAAGGAAGGAGGCCCUGAACUCCACCAAUCCUCCCCAACUCUCUCCUCAACAGGCUUUCUCAUUCACUGACUCUCCCCUGCUUUUCUUUUUCUAUUAAUUGCUUAUUGAUUUCCUGCUUCUGAAUUUCGCCAGGCCUUAACCAGCCUCCAUCCCCAAGUAAACCAAUUCACUCUACCUAAAAUGUGUUUCUCAACCUUUUAAAAUCUUUGUCCCUUUUGAUAAACACUGAGAUUUUAAAAGCUUUCUCUUCUCACCCCAUUUGGAUUCUAACACACUCCCCUGGAGUGUAUCAUUCAGAACCUUCUUGGCUGCUGGAGAAACAGAGAAGAUGGAGUCUAAAUUUUACACCCCAGUUAAAAAGAUUUUGUCAAUCUUUUAAAGCAAUUAUUUUCAUUUUCCAAAUAUAGAAUGUUAGUAAGUUAUUAAAUGCAAUUUUUUAUCUACCCAUGUCUCCACCCAACCUGAAGUUGAGAUACACUCUCCCAAGAAUGUUGCACACAUGAAUACACAUGCGCGCGCACACACACACACACACACACACACACACACACAGACACACACACACACACCUCCACUGACCUAAAGCCAGACACCUGCCAGGCACUUGGCAGGCUCUCUCCAAGUAUUAGCUGAGGAAGAGGAGGGAGGCAGCAAUUUUCAGGUAGCACUGAUUCUUGGACAUACUCUGUCCCGGGUCGAACCCCACUGGCAGCAGGAAUUCUGAAUGUAUUGGGGACCCCUUCUUAGGCCUUGUUUGGCCUCAAACACAGUAUAGUUCAUACAGAAUUGCUGAAGACUGAAGAUUCAGAAAGAAAACCUAAAUACAUCACUGAGGUCUUAAUCAUAGCAAAAUGUGAUAAACCACGUUGUGAAAAACUUUUAUACAUUGAAGCCAUGACCAUUUUGUGUCUAUCUUACUCUAGCACAAAAAUUUUUGGAUGUUAAAAGAUAGUUGUAUUGUGUGAAAACUGUAGGAUUCUGUCUGUUGUGUUACUGUCUAUGGAAACGAGAGGGGUCUCCCAUUUACACUUAGCCAAGUCCAUUAGUCAAUCCGAAAUGGUGUCUUGAAGCACAAUUUAGCUGAGCACUGAGUAGCACAUGCUUUCUCAGUUCAAGUUUGUCUGCUUUCUUCAACAUGUAGGGUUGAUCAAGUUACUACUUAAUUACAAACAGCCCUUGUAUGAGAUUAACUAAAAAAUUUUGCUAUGUCUGAUCUAAAUGUUUGCAUUUUGUUCAACUAAAUUAAUAUCUGUAGAUUGCAAGUUUUGUUUAAAAUAAGACAUUUUAUUUAAGUUUUUAAGUCCUUAUCUCCUGUUCUAAGGUGCCUUUCUAACCUCCCAUUGACUCAGUGAUUCUGAAAGUUCUCAAUUUGCAAGUAAAACAAGCCUAAUAGAGAGGAGGAAAUCAGGCACAAAGUGACUAAUUCUCAUGCCCAUUUGCAAAGCAAAACUGUUAAGGAAUGAUGAAACCUCGGCGACUCGAUUAAUGGAUCACUUCAUUCAACCAGAUUAAGGAAAUAUCGUAAAUAUUAACUUAUCUCCCCAGAAGCUGAUAUUUUUUGCCUUAAAUGACAUGGUUGUGUUUUCGUAAGAGAAACUUAAUUUAAUAUAAUUAUGUGCAUUUAAGUGAGCAGUUCUAAAAGUCAUGUAUGACAAUGCCACUGUCUGUUUCCUGAAAACAAAUAAAUCAGGAACAUCAUAUCCAUUUCAAGCUACCAUUAAAAUGUAAUUUCCUUUGCUCUCUUUUACUGGGAUUAUCUGUUUUAAAGUAAAACAUUAAAAAGAUGUCU